AUGCUUUGUGCAGAUUCAAAAGAAAAGGAUGAAAUUCAGCUUCCCAAUAAAAUGAUUAGUAUGCUGCUGACAGAACUUCAAAAACUCAUUAUUUCAUACAAUUCAAUUAAAAAUCUCUCAUGCAGUCUCUUCGAAAGCACAACAAAGUUGGAAUUUCUUGAUUUACAAGGAAACAACCUCUCACAAAUCUGCUCCAGUCUAUUUAGUCAGUUGAAGAAUCUUCAUGAACUGAACCUUGGAUCUAAUGAAAUAAGCAAACUGCCAGCUGAUACUUUCAAACAACUGCAAAAUCUGAGCAUUCUCAAACUGGACAACAAUAACAUAAAUCAAAUAGUACCAGGAAGCUUUGACAGGCUAAAAAAUCUUACUGAACUAUCACUGGAUGGAAAUAAGUUAUGGCGGAUACUUAGGUAUACCUUUGAAAAUUUGACAUCCUUGAAAAAACUCACUCUUGUUAAGAACUCUAUUAAAGAGUUAAAUUCACAUAUUUUUUCAAAACUCAGUAAUCUUAGAUGGCUUGCCUUAGAAGGAAACCAAAUUACCACUCUUCCUGCUGGGACUUUUGAUGGACUGCAAAACUUAGUCAACCUAUUACUGGGAAGAAAUCAGCUGCAAACCAUUCCUAGGGGAAUUUUUUCUAACUUAAAUUAUUUAGAAACAUUAUUUUUGUCUUUUAACAAAAUUAAAAGCUUGGAAGACGAUGCUUUUGAAGGACUUGAGUCACUUACUCACCUUUAUCUGGAUAAUAACUGUCUUGAGGUUAUUCAGGGAAACACUUUUCAAAAUAUGACUAGUCUACUUGUUAUUAGUCUUCAUCACAACUUGCUAAGAAUGCUCCCAGAAGGUAUAUUUGAUCCCUUAAAUAAUCUAAUAUCAUUAAUUCUUCAUGGUAAUCAUUGGUGGUGUGACUGUUCUUUGUCUCAUUUUCUGAACUGGAUCAAAGACAACAGAGAUAUGACUCAGAUUUCUGAACUAAUUUGUCAAGGACCUGAACACCUCCAUGGAAAAUCAAUUGCUCUUUUGAGAAAUCGAGAGCUGGAUUGCCCUACAACCGAAAAUGUUCUAUACCGGUCAUUUAGAAUACAGGAGACAGCUCUCACGGAUGGUCCUGGCACUGAAAACAUUGUCCAGAGCAUCUGCAGGAGCUAUUCAGCCAGUAAUGGUAGUUUAAUUAUUCAUUGUGAGAUGAUGGUUUGUUCAAGCAUUAAUAUAAUUGUUUCUACAAUGGACACAUUCAGUACAACAACAUCAAGUCACAACCACACAAAAGAUGGUUCUAAAUGUGAAGCCACGAGCCUGAAAUUCACUAUUACAUCUGAAUAAUCUUUCAAAUGUUAUGAAUAUUAAGUUUUUUUUUAACUUUCUAUCUGUGAAGUUUAUCUCAUAAUAUACACAAAGCAACCAGGUGAUACAAGACAUUUGAAUUAUAUUAUACAUCACACAAAUAUUCCUGAUACAUAUAAAUCUGACACAUUGCUUUAUCAUAAUGUAAAUCUUUACACUUUACUUUUUAGAUGUGAAUUUUAUCUGAUAAUAUACACAACUUAAAGUGCGAUCACUAACUAAAUAGAUGUGAUGUAUCACCAUAGAAAAAACAUUAGACUGAAUGUGAGGUUAACCUAGGCUAUAGUAUACAUGUCCUGGCUGUUUCCAUACAUUUUUCCAUUAUGUUAGGAUAUACAGAAAUUUCAUCAACUUUAUGGAAAAGAUUAUUUAACCAAGCAGUUUACUUAGUUAGCAAUGCAGUUUGUGGUUUUUAAUGGGAGUCAAUUGAAUAUGUAUAUAACUGUACAGGCAUAUGUGUGGGGGAAGGGUUGGACAGUAGAAAACCCCUGUGCAAAAAUACUAUGUGGACCCUUUUCUUUUAAAACAGUUCAUUUGUCAAGAUUAAGGGCUUCAUCAUAGUUCUCCUUGAACCUUACUAUGCCUCUAGUAAAUCCUUCAUCUAAUGGUUCAGUAAUUUUGAGACCUGGUGCCCUGUUUUAUAGUGGCAAGGGACUUCCUUGCCUAUUGAGCUGCACAGUCUGCACCAAUGAUUUGUCUGUUCCAGUCUGUUUCAAAUGUUCAUGCUGAAUGCUAUCUACAGAGGUGUGAACCUAGCCUAACCUGGAAGUUAAAAUGGUAAAACAUGAAAACAUUAACUACAUAGGAAAAUAUUGUAGGAAGGAAAGGAAAUAAAAAAGAUAGGUAUCUGUCGUACGUUAUAUGAUACAUGUGUCCUUAGAAUAACAUGAUGGAGAGGUUUUAUUUGAAUAAAAAGCAAUGCAUGAUCAAAAAAGA
Messenger RNA from Bufo gargarizans (Asiatic toad), 2280 nucleotides. It is a transcript of the gene CPN2, whose product is annotated as carboxypeptidase N subunit 2. The transcript has 3 exons. Bases 1 to 1323 code for a protein of 440 amino acids. Gene Ontology annotation, molecular function: protein binding. Lineage: Eukaryota; Metazoa; Chordata; Amphibia; Anura; Bufonidae. The record is from RefSeq and is a predicted model, not a curated record.